AUGUUAAUAAGAAAUCGUACUGCAUCCGGUCACGACAGAAUAAGACCAGAUCACCUGAAGAACCUUCCGCCAGUGCUUGUCAACACUCUGGCGAUGCUCUUUACACUUUAUCUGUCGGAAUGUAAUAUUCUCAUACUGUGGAACACCAGCAAGACCGUGCUAUUGUAUAAGAAUGGAGACCCGCAAGACAUCGGCAACUAUCGUCCAAUCUACUUAUUGUCUGUCGUCUGCAAGCUCUUCACAAGAAUAAUCCUUAACAUGAUAGAAAAUACAUUAGAUGAAGGACAGCCAUGCGAGCGAGCAGGGUUUCGAAAAGAGUUCAGUACGAUUGACCACAUACACACAGUCUCAAAACUUAUAGAAGUAUCGCGAGACAAGAUGUCACUGUGUCUCACUUUCGAUUUAAAGAAAGCCCUGAUAAAGUUGAAAUUGAGUUACCGAAGCAGUCAUGGAGGCCUUGGACAACCAAGGUGUCCUUACUCCAUCCAUAAAGAUACUUCGUGA
Molecule: messenger RNA, 504 nt
Organism: Necator americanus (New World hookworm)
Lineage: Eukaryota; Metazoa; Nematoda; Chromadorea; Rhabditida; Ancylostomatidae
Exons: 1
Coding region: 1-504 (167 amino acids)
Source: RefSeq, a predicted model, not a curated record